AUGGCAACGGAAACAUUGGACCCCGCGCAAUCUUUCAUGGCGGAGAUAACUGACCGGUUUAAACCGUUGCAUGACAUAACUGCUCGUGGAACUUCCAGCGUGCAGCAGUUUUACUGCGGAGCUACCGUAUUCCUGACUGGAGGAUCAGGAUUUCUGGGAAAGCAGCUCAUUGAAAAACUUUUAAGAGCGACGAAAGUAUCUAAAAUUUACGUCUUACUUAGAUGCAAGAAGGGAAAAUCUGUACAGCAGAGGUUGCUUGAAAUGUUAACAGAUCCUCUGUAUGACACGCUUCGAGAACAGCAGCCAGGAUUUGUUGACAAAAUAGUAGCCAUGGCAGGAGACGUGUCGGAACUAAAGCUUGGCAUGUCAUUCGUUUACGUAUCUACAGCUUAUACACAUGCUAGUGCGGAUCGCGUUGAUGAUACAGUUCAGGAAAAGUUCUAUCCUAGUCCUCUAAGUCCAGAAACCAUGGUCGGCAUAGCUGAAACUAUGGAAGACGAAAUAAUAAACGACAUAACAACAAGUAGUGGCCACUAUGAGAGAACCAACGCCAGGUUGGUUAGACAUAUCCUGUUUAUAUGGCGCCAGUGGAAUACAUUAGAACAUGUUCUAGGCAAUGAAGCCAUAAAGUAUGUAACGCCAAAGGCAGUAGGAUAUGGGUUUGUUUGGUAUACGUACAAUCGUCUACUGUUUUGGCUCUACACCUGGCUUCUGCAUCUAAUUCCCGCUUAUAUUAUCGAUGUAAUUGCUGUUACUUUUGGAUACAAAAUGAGGUAA
Spodoptera littoralis (African cotton leafworm) is the source of this 777-nucleotide messenger RNA. The record is from the annotation of a GenBank genome assembly. NCBI's taxonomy places the organism in Eukaryota, Metazoa, Arthropoda, Insecta, Lepidoptera, Noctuidae.